AUGACACCCUCUCCGCUACUGUCUCUACGAUCUUCCUCAGCGACUACAACAUGGUGCUCCAUCAUGAUGAUCCGCUACGAAACUUUUGAAGAUGCUCAGCCUUGCUUCGACCAAGAUAGUCUGGUCGAGUUUACGCUACUUGUUAGUCGACGAUACGUAACACGCCAGUCCGCCAUAGCCGUCUUCUUGGACCGGCCCGAAGAGACACGGCAUUGCGGCGUUUCCCGCGAGGCCAUGCUGUAUGCUCCAGCCCUAGUGUGCCAUCUUGAGUUCCUACCCCGGAUCACUAGUCCGAGGAGAUUUGACAGUGCCACCUCAUCAUUCCGUCGUCAAAGCGAUGGGACGAAAGUGUUUUUUCUCAUUGACGGAAAUAAAACCUUGGCCUUGCCCUGCAAACCACCCCUGACGUUUCCAGCCACACCUGCGUCAGAGCAUGGUGUUCCGCUCGCUCUCGCUUUCGGCGAUGGGGCCCCCUUCGAACGCUUGCGCAUGAAGACGAGCGGAGAUCUGUGCGAGUCUUUUGGAGUUGGGUGGAAUUGGUGUAGAUCUGCUUCCGCAUACCCACUCUUUUGUUCUACGUGUAUUCCUUUACGUGGAUCCGUAUCCAAGUUUCCCACCAAACGCAUCGUGAACUGCGGAUUCUACGAUUGCAACUUGAGUACAUUAUCCCAGGUUCUCCCCUCACGUUACUGUUCGGCACGUCUGUCUCUGCCAACUUCAGCCCGAGAAUCUCGGCAAAUCAAAGCAUUGCCGAGUGAGGCAAUGGCUACCUUGGCUCGUAUGCGCGAACAGCAUAUCAAACAUUUCCUUCGGUUGUUUUCGUGCUUGGUCAAGUACGGUGACAUUGAAGUUCUACGGCACGGUUUCAUCGGUUUAAAGUUUGCUCCUACAGCAGUCAAACGCAUCGACACAUUGUACCGCGCGAUAUGGGUGCUGUGGCUUGACGUUCGGACAUUUUUAGACUUUCCAGACCCCGGAGACCUCACCUCCUUCAACCUGUCCCGGAUUUACUCGAGAUCUUAUCCCGAGUCCUUCUUUCCAUUGACGGCAGCUAUGAACGCCACUCUCAACCAAACUUGGACUGAGGCAAUGUCUGAGCUAAGACUACGGCCCACAGUCACACCGAGCAGCACUCUUCUACCUCACUCACUGACCGCGAAAGGGUGGUUAGCAUGUCUUGUUUUGUCGCUUAUGGACGGGCUUCUCGACAGGGUUCUUCGAUAUCAGCAAAAAGAUCCUGCGCGUCGGGCGCGGGAUGAGAGGCGAAGACGACGGCUGGGAGUCUGGGAGGAGAGGCAUCACAGCGGGCUUGAAAAGCUUCACGAAACGCUGUGUGACCUGGAUAUCCCGGAGGUAGACCUCAAUACGGUCGACAUGCAUGAAUGGUUGGAUUACGCAUUUCAAAAAUCAUCACUACAAGGUAGCUAUGGUACCUCAUGUUCCAUGCCCACGAAUUUCCAACCGCCUGCUAAUCAUUGGGAUGUCAUUACGAGCAGGGGUCGAUACGGAACACAUCAAUUUGUUGCUCGCGGAGGAAACAGUGAGAUGAUUCAGUGUCCGCCCGCUGGGCAUUCGCCAAAGAAUUUCGGCGAUCUCAAAGGACAGCGUCUGGUAUCGGCGCGAGAAGAAGACGCUCCGGUAUUGUCUGGCGUGGCGUACAAUAACAAGAUGGAACAAAGAAGAACGAAAUCCAAUUUACCUUCAGAUACUGAGAUACUUGGCACAGAAGAUGUCCUGUUGAGAGCCCAGGGAUAUGUCAGGCUGCCGCUUGUUAUCUCCCGCAUCUUGCUCUAG
Molecule: messenger RNA, 1794 nt
Organism: Colletotrichum lupini
Lineage: Eukaryota; Fungi; Ascomycota; Sordariomycetes; Glomerellales; Glomerellaceae
Exons: 12
Coding region: 1-1794 (597 amino acids)
Source: RefSeq, a predicted model, not a curated record